AGUUCUGACCCAUCUCCUGCUCUCUCAUCCCGCUCGCCAUCUUUCCUACCUCUCCUCUCUCUAAUGACGACAGCUUCGGCUUCUAUUCUCAGGCCGUUGCUUCUAACCCUACCCCCUUCUCCACGGAGGCUCCACCUUGACUCCCGCUUCCUCUCGCCCACUCUCAGACAGUCGCCACUCUCACUCCGACCUAAAUCGGCCUCAUCGAGCUCGACUCGUCGGCAGGGCGUUGUGAAGGCAGCGCAGUCAAGCUUCAUUAAAGUCAUUCAAGCUGCUUGGAGGAUUGGGAGAGAAACUGUGGAGUCAGGAACUAAUCUCGUGCCAGAUUCAAUUCCCAGACCAAUAGCAAAAAUUGUUGUUUCUGGCGCCCUGGCGGCACUUGCUCUGUUUCUCUUCAACUCGAUUCUCUCCACGGCAUUCUUCGUGUUGGCUUUGAUGGGAGUCAUUUAUUUCAUCUACAUAGCCUUGAACAAGGAUGAAGGCCCCAAGGGAGGAGGGGGUGACCCCUUGAGCGCAGAGGAAAGCUUAGAAGAAGCCAGGAGAAUUAUGGAGAAGUACAACCGAAGCCCGGUCUCUCUACUUCAUCUUCUCAAUCAUGAUGAAUCACUCGGCUCAUCUCGUCUUCCUCUCUGACCAAAGUUCACACGAUAUAGCCGCAAUUAAGGCUAGCCGAGAAGCCAAUAAAGGGAUCGCAAUGUACAGAGACCUAGACAACCAACAACGAGAUCGUAACGUAUAAUGACCUUCAGAACUCUCCAAUUUUCUAUUGAAAACCAACGACGAGAUUAUAGUGUACAGUGACCUUUGGAACUCUCAUUUUUCUCUGCUUCUCGCACGAUAGAGCCGAUACGGGCGCCCUUGGCUCCCUCUAGAGAAAGCAACGAUGGGAUUACAUCAUGCAACCUCUCAAUUUUCAAUUUCGGUUGACUACUCCUCGCUGUGUUGCACCAUUUGUCAGCGCUAGCCACAUGAAUUGCUCCAGCAACCUUCGCUGCGUAGCUUCCCCUCUUCGCAGCGACCUCUCCUGAUUCAGUCAACGACUACAAGGAGUUGAAAACGUAACACAAUGAGACCAACACAUACAAAAACCUUUAAAACUUCUGUUCUUUCUCUCCUUCUAUACCAGGGAAAAGCAAUGAAGAGAUCACGGCAGACGCAGAAUGCUGAAACUAAUAGUUUGCAUGCAGAGCCAAACAACUCUCCUUUUCACGCAUAAGCCAAAACCCACAGCUCAAUGCUCCUCCCUCUUGUUUUAUUUUUAAUUUUUGGUUGUUGGCCCUCAUUCGUGUAAUCCUGUGCAGGAAUCUGGCCCAAAAACCCAAAUUCGAGCCCUUCCUUCACCAUUUUAUUAUUUGUGUUUUAUAAUAUAUACAUUAUUAGAAUAUUAAAAUAAUAACCGCUAUCCCUAGCCUUUAUUAAUCUACAAAUUUUCUUUUUUUAUUGUUAUUUGCUUUCGUAUUUUCUUU
This is a messenger RNA of Phalaenopsis equestris, 1466 nucleotides long. RefSeq lists its product as uncharacterized. Lineage: Eukaryota; Viridiplantae; Streptophyta; Magnoliopsida; Asparagales; Orchidaceae. Bases 64 to 633 code for a protein of 189 amino acids. The transcript is spliced from 5 exons. The record is from RefSeq and is a predicted model, not a curated record.